GUAUAAGAAUUCCUACAUCUUCCUCUUCAUCUCGAUUCCCAACAACCAACUCUCUAACUUCUCUCUGUAUCUCCCACCAUGGCCGCAAGUGCCACUCGCCUCCGACGCCUUGCCUCCGCGGCUGUAGCAGUUACCGCAUGCGGUGGCGCAGUCCUUUUAACUCCUUCUGUAUCUUCCAAUGACCGCGCUAGUGGCCACCCUACAGUAGAGUCCCUGAGGCAGAUAAUUAAUGACCCAAGCGCCGUCGUCCCGUCCCGCACUCUUCAGGAAUCGGCUCUGAUUAGUUCUAAAUCUGGUCCACUCGACAUCCUAGUCGUCGGCGGUGGUGCCACUGGCUGCGGCGUUGCACUGGAUGCCGCUACUAGAGGCCUCCGAGUCGGCCUCGUCGAGCGAGAGGAUUUUUCCUGUGGAACGUCUUCGCGGUCCACGAAGCUAAUUCAUGGAGGAGUCCGCUACUUGGAAAAAGCUGUCUUUGGCCUUGACUACGGGCAAUUGAAACUGGUUUUCCAUGCACUCGAGGAGCGUAAACAAGUUAUUGAGAAUGCUCCUCAUCUCUGCCAUGCCUUGCCCUGCAUGACACCCUGUUUUGACUGGUUUGAGGUAGUAUAUUACUGGAUGGGCUUGAAAAUGUACGAUUUGGUCGCUGGAAGACGUCUUUUACAUUUUUCCAGAUAUUAUUCUGCACAAGAGUCUGUUGAACUCUUCCCUACACUUGCAAGGAAGGGCAAAGGUAGAAGCUUGAGGGGCACAGUUGUGUACUAUGAUGGUCAGAUGAAUGACUCGCGCCUAAACGUUGGAUUAGCUUGCACUGCUGCGCUUGCUGGGGCAGCUGUGCUUAAUCAUGCAGAAGUUGUUUCCUUUCUUAAAGAUGAAGGUACUCAGCGGAUAGUCGGUGCAAGAAUUCGUGACAAUCUGUCAGGCCAAGAGUUUGACGCCUAUGCAAAAGUUGUUGUGAAUGCGGCUGGACCAUUUUGUGACUCUGUAAGGAAAAUGGCUAACAAAGAUGCACUGCCUAUGAUAUGUCCUAGCAGUGGUGUACAUAUUGUUCUCCCAGAUUAUUAUUCUCCAGAUGGAAUGGGUUUGAUUGUCCCUAAAACUAAGGAUGGACGUGUUGUCUUCAUGCUACCAUGGUUGGGGAGAACUAUAGCUGGCACUACAGAUUCUAGUACUUCCAUCACUCCACUCCCAGAACCGAAUGAGAAUGAAAUUCAAUUUAUACUUGACGCAAUCUGCGAUUACCUUAACAUCAAGGUGCGACGUACAGAUGUUCUUUCUGCCUGGAGCGGUAUCCGCCCAUUGGCGGUGGAUCCUAAUGCAAAGAACACUGAAAGCAUCUCUAGAGAUCAUGUUGUGUCUGAGGAGUAUCCUGGUUUGGUGACAAUCACUGGUGGGAAGUGGACUACUUAUCGUAGUAUGGCAGAAGAUGCAGUUAAUGCUGCUAUCAAGUCUGGUAAACUGAGCCCAAGCAAUGAAUGUAUAACAAGCAACCUGCGGCUGAUUGGUGGAGAUGGAUGGGAACCCUCACUUUUUACUGUUCUUGCUCAACAGUAUGUACGGAUGAAGAAGUCUGAUGGUGGUAAAGUUGUUCCUGGGGUGAUGGACACCGCUGCUGCAAAGCAUUUGUCUCGUGCAUAUGGCACCUUAGCAGAACGAGUAGCCACCAUAGCUCAGAAUGAAAAUUUGGGCAAGAGGCUUGCUCAUGGAUACCCCUAUCUGGAGGCAGAGGUUGCAUACUGUGCUCGAAAUGAGUACUGCGAAUCUGCUGUUGAUUUCAUUGCCAGGAGAUCUCGCCUUGCUUUCCUUGACACCGAUGCAGCAAGCCAUGCGUUGCCACGCAUUAUCGAAAUACUUGCUACAGAGCACAAUUGGGACAAGUCAAGGCAGAAGGAAGAAAUACAGAAGGCUAAAGAAUUUUUGGAAACUUUCAAGUCUUCUAAGAAUGCACAUUUCCAUGAUGGGAAGCAUCAGUCUUGAAAUGAACCAAAGCGAUUUUCGGAGUUUAAGGGUCUCGGAUUUCCAAUGUGUUGUUUUUUUCUUUCUUGUCUUUAUACAGGCGCAUACAUCUACUUCUUCAUUCAGCAGACCAAGCGGGAUUGAUUUUGUCAAGCUUGCUCUACAUCGUUAAUAAAGAUUGCUGGAUCCCAGGACACUUGUAGCAACAUGUUCCCCUGUUCCUGGUUCACAUUGGUAAAUCAUUUUAUCUUAAAGUAAUGAAAGUUAUUUUUCCCUGCAUUUCUAACAUAUCUGGGUUCAUGCUUACAAACUGUUGCUGUCCGAUUCAUACAAAAUUUAAAUCAUUUGUUUUGAUGUCUAUCAAUUUUCAUGGGCA
Messenger RNA from Gossypium raimondii (Peruvian cotton), 2329 nucleotides. Its product is annotated as glycerol-3-phosphate dehydrogenase SDP6, mitochondrial. Gene Ontology annotation, molecular function: glycerol-3-phosphate dehydrogenase (quinone) activity. Gene Ontology annotation, cellular component: mitochondrion; glycerol-3-phosphate dehydrogenase (FAD) complex. Gene Ontology annotation, biological process: glycerol-3-phosphate metabolic process. The record is from RefSeq and is a predicted model, not a curated record. The coding region runs from base 79 to 1974 and encodes 631 amino acids. The transcript has 7 exons. NCBI's taxonomy places the organism in Eukaryota, Viridiplantae, Streptophyta, Magnoliopsida, Malvales, Malvaceae.